Messenger RNA from Mercenaria mercenaria, 2363 nucleotides. RefSeq lists its product as uncharacterized. Bases 1069 to 2298 code for a protein of 409 amino acids. The transcript is spliced from 9 exons. Gene Ontology annotation, biological process: proton transmembrane transport. Gene Ontology annotation, molecular function: voltage-gated proton channel activity. Gene Ontology annotation, cellular component: plasma membrane. Lineage: Eukaryota; Metazoa; Mollusca; Bivalvia; Venerida; Veneridae. The record is from RefSeq and is a predicted model, not a curated record.
AUUUAGACAGACGGGCCAUUUAACGCAGCGCGGCUCAUUGCUAUGGUUGCCCACGUUUGAACUUCCUACAUAAGAUGCUGUAAAGCGAUUCGGGUUGUGUGAGCAUGUUACUCAACGGGAAGAAAAACGAAGUUUACUCGUGGACACUAUAUUAUGCACGAGCGUUCAGUAUAACUUUUACGGAACCGGAAACCUGUAUGUGGUAAUUGUACAUACAUCAGUGAACAAUCUUGCAGCAUGAAAACGUAAUUAAUCAAAAUAAGUAACUGAGGGAAUGUAUUAACAGUUAUACCAAGUGAAUGUCUCGCAUAUAUAUGGUAGAAGAACCACGUUCUGACAGGCAGUGACAACCACUCUCGCCUACAUGACAAGUACAUUUUUAUCAAAAUUCACUGUGAAAUAUCAUAAACCUAUAUAAUGUACAGAGUAACGUUUUUGGCCACGCACGGAAGGUUUUCCUAGUGCUUUACGUCACGUUCAUACGUUCCAAACACGAGAUUGGUAAGUAACAGAAACGUUACGUUUCUAUUUGUCGCAUAUCUAAGCUGUUAGUUAUAGAAAAACGUUGUACAAAAUUAUUUGACUUCAAUUACAUGUACAUAGAACGACAUUUUUGACAAAUAUUGCACUCGUUCAGAACGAGUUUUUCUAGUCUCUGUAUCCAUACGGAGUUGUGUCCGUCAUAGAUCAAGAAAAAAACAACUACAAAGUGACGCACAGUUUAUCAUAGCUAAUUGUCUACAUAUUCUUCUAACUUAUAUUAAUUGGGUGACUGGUAGGAAAACAUGAACUCGCAUACCGUGUACACUACUCUAACGGAACAAUUUGUUACAUUUGCCGGAAUAUACAUGAAAGCAAAUAUUAGAUAUGAAAGAAUAAGUUCUUGAUGUUAGACUGAGAGAUGAACACCUUUAUACAGCUUUUUUAUCAAGUUAAAAUCUCCGUCAAUUCGUUUUAUUCCUUUUACGUGUUGUCAUAAUUUGAGAUAUCUGAAAUAAAUAAAGAACUUUUCACUAAACGGAUAUAAAAGUUAAAGAUUUAGGAUAUAAAAAAGCUUGGAAGAAGGAAAUGGACACGCCUGAAGUGUCAGCAGAUGUUCUCAGUUCCAGACAGAGUCGGACUUUGUCCGUAUGGGAGGAUUACCUUGAGAAACACCUGCACAAAGACAACUUUAAACCUCAGUCUAAGCUCCAAAGGUUCCGGAAGUACGGCAAGGAGAUAUUACACAGCCGUGUUGUAUUAUUGGUUGUUGUUAUUCUAAAUUGCCUGGACUGUAUUCUGGUCCUUAGUGAACUUAUCCUGGAUGUCUACUUCAUAAAAAAAAUGAUCGUGACUGCGGAGAACACGAUGGAACAGUUUAACCAACUGUUAAAAGAUCGGCAUCCUGAGCAGUUUGCUGGCUACCAAGUGCAUGAUACUCACAAGUUCUACAACAAAAUUCUCACAACAAAACUUAUUUGUGACUCGAACCUAACGUACUUAGAUCUCAGCAAGACUACACGAAGUAUAAGGAAUGCUGUGAUCUCUCCGAGUAUAGAUGCAGGUGUUCAUGACCCCGGGUUACCAGUGUUCAAGGACUCUGACGACCCGCACUUUCUGGAGGAGGAAGCUCACAGCAUGGAAGAACUUGUAUCACACGCAUUCCAUAAAGCCAGUAUUACCAUAUUAGGCAUUUUAGUACUAUUUACUCUGUUCCGAAUUUUCUGUCAUGGAUUGGCUUUUGUGAAACACAAGCUAGAGGUUUUUGAUGGUAUAGUGGUCAUAGCUUCGUUUACACUUGAUGUAUGUUAUAUCGAAGGACUGACAAACUAUCCCGUGGAAUCCUUUGUUCUUAUACUUGUCAUCAUGAUACCUUGGAGAAUUAUCAGAGUCCUUAAUAGUCUAAUUAUUGCAGUAAAGGAUAACUUCCACUUUCUACUUAAAUUAAUGUAUAAAAAGAACAAGUACCAACGGGACAAAGUAAAAAAGUUAGAAACAAUCACACAGCAGCAACAGAAUAUGCUUGAUGUUUUGACGGACAUGUGUAAGAUGAACGGUGUCACCUUCCAAGAGAUGAGAGACUAUCUACCUGAUUCUACCACAAAGAAGCAGACGUCGAAACCUUUGUCGCUUGGAGCAUGUUUUACGCGACAGGUAUCAUUUCAGGACGAACAAGAAACCAGAUUUAAUUGGGAAUCACUAUCAUUAUUGCAAGACAAAUUAGGCGUAUGUAUGGAACAAGAAGAAGAAGAUUCGGAACUUAACAACGAGACAGCGGAAAGCGAAACGUCACUUCCGUUCCAGCAGACCAAUUGUUAGUUAGUUCUACGGGACAGCAUUGAGCUUUCAUUAUUACAAAACAACUCAAUUAUUAAAAUAUACGC